AUGUUUUUGUCCUGUGGAUUGCAGGCAAAAUCAGCACAUGAUGCCAUCGGUGCUGCACUCCUGAAGGUGAGGGAGAAGGAGACCUCCGCUGAGUCCCUUCCUCCGGACUCCGUGUCUCCAGCGCCAAGUCUUGGGCUGUCCGAAGGCGCAGGCCUUGCGCCGUCGCCGGACAAGGCAGCCGUCGACUCCACCGGCGCCGGCGCCUCCGUGACUCCGAGCCUUUGGCCGGAAUCCGAUGUCGCUCAAAGCGCGCGAAUCGCCGCUGAGCCCCACCGCUUCGCGGCUGCCACCGUGCCACAGAUGAAUGCACCCAGUGCCUCAAAUUCAGUGCCCUCGCUGCCUCUGGGUGCGACGCCGGAGGCGCCAACCCUGGAGGUGCCUGCGGCACCAUCCGGAGAUGGUCAAGGGUUCCAGCAGGCUCCUGCAGCUUUUGCAGAGGACCCGGCAUUGAAUGGUUCGGCUCUGUCCAUCCAGCAGCAGAUGCUGUAUAUGAAGCAGUAUCAGCAACUGUUGGUCAACGGAUACGACGGAGCGUUGUCAGCUACAUCAGCUCCUUCGUGUCCUGCUGUAGCUUCCAGUGUGCCUGGCUUCCACAGCAGCACAGUCGAUGCUGGAAACGCUCUGGCCGAGCUCAACUCUUUGGAGGAGCGGGUGCGAGAAGCGGAGGACAAGGUGAAGCGAGCAGCCGCACAGUCUCAUCACUAUGUCGGCUUCAUAUCCAAGUUUGACACUCUGAAGGGCUAUGGCUUUGUGUCGUGCUCGGAGACCUUCAAGCGCUUCGGUCGAGACAUUUUCAUCGACAGGGAGUCAUACCAGGGAGCGAGAAUUGGCGACACCGUGGUUUUUUCUGUCGGCUUCAACAAGAAGGGCGAGGUUCGCGCAUGUGACGUACAGAAAUUGAACGAAGUGACGAGACUGAAGCAGGAGUUGCAGCAAAAGAAGCAGGCGUACAUGACCAGUGUUUCAAGGUCUGGGAUGAACGUGCAGUCAGCGCUGGAACUUAUUCAGGGUAAGAGACCGGCUCCAGGAGAAAUUACUGAUGCGCCAAGCUUCAAGCGCUUUGCGACGUAG
Molecule: messenger RNA, 1071 nt
Organism: Symbiodinium sp. CCMP2592
Lineage: Eukaryota; Dinophyceae; Suessiales; Symbiodiniaceae
Source: the annotation of a GenBank genome assembly